This is a messenger RNA of Symsagittifera roscoffensis, 531 nucleotides long. RefSeq names its product protein transport protein Sec24A-like. Gene Ontology annotation, cellular component: endoplasmic reticulum exit site; COPII vesicle coat. Gene Ontology annotation, molecular function: zinc ion binding; SNARE binding. NCBI's taxonomy places the organism in Eukaryota, Metazoa, Xenacoelomorpha, Acoela, Convolutidae. Gene Ontology annotation, biological process: COPII-coated vesicle cargo loading. The transcript has a single exon. Bases 1 to 531 code for a protein of 176 amino acids. The record is from RefSeq and is a predicted model, not a curated record.
AUGCAUAUGAUUUACCCUCCAAUGUACCCAGUACACAAUAUUCAUCUACAGCCUCUAAUGGGAUCUGAUCCAAACGAGACGCCCACCAACGCCAACCAGGAGACCGUGUUCAGCUUCGCAGAGGGAAAGAUCCCCCAGCCUCCCCAACUUCAGUUGUCAGCAGAGAGUCUGUCUCGUGACGGGGCAUACCUUCUGGACAAGGGCACCCAGAUGAUCCUUUUGGUGCGAAGUCACGUAUCAAUGAACUGGUGCAUGAAGGUCCUGGACCUUCCGAAUCCCACUGGCAUACCAUCUGGAGGAUUGAAGUCGCUGCCUGAGUUAGACAACACUGUGUCAAAUGCCCUCAGAGCUUUCAUAUUCCACUUGCUGGACUCGAGGCCAAACCACGCACCCAUCCUAAUACUCAGAGACGAUGACCCCAGCAAGGCUCUGUUUUUUGAGAGCCUGGUAGAUGACAGAACUGACGGCAGCUCAUCCUACGUCGAAUUCCUGCAACACAUUAACGGCUCAAUUGAGAAGAUGAAGAAGUAA